Closterium sp. NIES-67 is the source of this 2089-nucleotide messenger RNA. The record is from the annotation of a GenBank genome assembly. NCBI's taxonomy places the organism in Eukaryota, Viridiplantae, Streptophyta, Zygnematophyceae, Desmidiales, Closteriaceae.
CGCUUUCUCACCUUUUGUGCAGCAGCCGCAGUCACAACAACAGCAGCAGCAUCCCUUUUAUAUCUUCGGGCAUCCCCCUGCUCAGCAACAGCAACAACAACAACAUCAAUCUCAGCAACAGCAGCAACAACAACAACAACAACAACAACAACAACAACAACAACAACAACAACAACAACAACAACAACAACAACAACAACAACAACAACAACAACAACAACAACAACAACAACAACAACAACAACAACAACAACAACAACAACAACAACAACAACAACAACAACAACAACAACAACAACAACAACAACAGCAACAGCAGCAACAGCAGCAACAUCAACAGCCUCAACAACUGGGUAUUAUCUUUCAAGGGCCAAACUUACUUAACAUGGGGGAUGAGCCAAACCUCCUCAAUUCUCGUAUCCUUCAGGAACCAGCAAUUUCUGGAGGCACAUUUUAGCAAUCUCCAGUUCAUUUCUGCCUCACAACUAAGUUUUCUCGGUAGCGAUUUCUCAUUACUACUGAUCUUCUCGUGUUCAGCUAUGGCUUCCGAAGCUCCUGUCAAGAAGGCUUUCAUCACCGGUAUUACUGGUCAAGAUGGAUCUUACCUGACAGAAUUCCUGCUCUCCAAGGGCUACGAAGUCCACGGUAUUAUCCGUCGUUCCUCCAACUUCAACACCCAGCGUCUUGACCACAUCUACCGCGAUCCUCACGUGUCUUCGGCCAAGCUGAAGCUCCACUACGGUGAUCUGUCCGACGCUACCGCUCUUCGUCACUGGAUUGACCAGAUUAAGCCUGAUGAGGUCUUCAAUCUCGGUGCUCAGUCCCACGUCGGUGUUUCCUUCGAGAACCCCGAGUACACUGCCGAUGUCGUCGCUACGGGAGCUCUUCGGUUGCUCGAGGCUGUCCGCAACCACAUUGAGAACUCUGGACGCUCUGUGAAGUACUACCAGGCUGGAUCUUCAGAAAUGUUCGGUGCUACCCCCCCUCCUCAAGACGAGAAGACCCUCUUCCACCCCCGUUCUCCUUAUGCCGUGUCCAAGGUGGCCGCUCACUGGUACACCGUGAACUACCGCGAGGCUUACGGCAUGUUCACCUGCAACGGUAUUCUCUUCAACCACGAGAGCCCGAGGCGUGGUGAGAACUUCGUGACGAGGAAGAUUACCCGCGCUGUUGGUCGUAUCAAGGUUGGGCUUCAAAAGAAGCUGUACCUCGGCAACCUGAAGGCGUCUCGUGAUUGGGGUUUCGCCGGCGAUUACGUCAAGGGUAUGUGGCUGAUGCUCCAGCAGGAGCAGCCCGACGACUACGUGCUGGCCACUGAGGAGUCGUUCACCGUGGAGCAGUUCCUCAUCGCCGCCUUCGGCUACGUCGACCUCGACUGGAAGGAGUACGUCGAGAUCGACCCCCGCUACUUCCGCCCAUCCGAGGUGGACAACCUGCGCGGAUCCUCCGCCAAGGCCCGGGAAAAGCUUGGGUGGAAGCCCGAGGUGGACUUCAAGAAGCUGGUGGCCAUGAUGGUGGACUCGGAUCUCGACAAGGCCAAGCGGGAGCAGGUUCUGGUCGAGAAUGGCUUCCUGGACAGCAACUUCCAGCCCUAGGCUAGGCUCGGCUCUUAGGUUGGGGUAUUUAUGGGAUGUUUCACAGGGUGAUGGAUCUGUGACUAGUUUGCACAGUUGGCGCUGUGCAUUUGUAAAGCGUCGUGACUAAUGCCCUCUAGCAAGAUGGCUUCGACUAUGCAUUGCUCUGAAGCCUGCUGCCCGUCGGGUAGAUGCUUGACCAAAACAAGCAUACACAUUCAGAAUGAAGCAGAAGGCAUCCACCAACUGCUCAGGCUAUGAUGGUGCGGAGUGCAGCAGCUGGCCGUCAUAACUGGAGGACAUAACUGUCACAAAACUGACCAUCAUGUGGCGCGCCAUCAUGCCAUACUGUUGACACCUGAUCACAAAAUAAUGGUAAGACAUGGCAAUGUGCCAAGGGUUUUGUUUGACCUCCAUGCUACACUACAUGCCUCCUGUACAGGUGGAACUUCCCUCACAGCUCGACAGCUACCCAGUUGCUGAUCUUCCUGUGAUCCACUAGUAGCCGAUUACUU